AUGGACCUUUAUUUUGACCAGCAUACACAUUCAUCGACCACCUCUAAUCAACGGACGCAACAAACUGACGUCAAUUACGCUGGUUUGAAUAGAGAAGAUACUUCAACAAAUUCUCCGGCCUGUACUAGUGCAAAGCCAAUUCGCUUUCAGAAUGCAGCUGUCAACUUGGCCAAUCGCGAAAUUUUUCCUAGUUGUUCUCCCAUCCAGCAUAAAAGACGCAUGGGAGAACUGUUGUCUCGCGGAAGUGCUAUUUCUAUUGCUUCUGAUUUCUAUCAACGUUUCAGUGCCGAAUCACCGAUUUUCGG
Molecule: messenger RNA, 305 nt
Organism: Paraglomus brasilianum
Lineage: Eukaryota; Fungi; Glomeromycota; Glomeromycetes; Paraglomerales; Paraglomeraceae
Source: the annotation of a GenBank genome assembly